Molecule: messenger RNA, 1566 nt
Organism: Fusarium venenatum
Lineage: Eukaryota; Fungi; Ascomycota; Sordariomycetes; Hypocreales; Nectriaceae
Product: Carboxylesterase
Molecular function (GO): cholinesterase activity
Source: RefSeq, a predicted model, not a curated record
AUGCCCAUUCCUACCACCAUUACUCUGGCCUUGGUCAUUUGGAUUUUCCCUGCAUCAUAUGACCAUACCCUGAACAGAACUGCUUUCUCACCGCCAAUGGCUAGCAUAAGCAACGGCUUUAUUGUAGGAACGACGACCCGAGUGCCGUCAGCUCCGACCCAUGUGGUAAAUCAAUACCUCAGUAUUCCUUUUGCAAAGUCUCCGUCAAAACGGUUUUCGCCGCCUGAGGAUCAUGAGCCAUGGAACUCCAUAUGGAAUGCUACCAAUUACCGUCCUUCAUGUAUCCAGCACUUUGCGAACGAUGAGUUUAGAAAGAUUUUUAAUAGCGACCAACCUCCUGAGAGCGAGGACUGCCUUCACCUCAACAUUUUUACCCCCUCAACUAUAACUAAACGAGGCAGACCAGUGAUGGUCUGGAUACAUGGAGGGAGCUUCCAGUUAGGGUCUGCUCGCCUCUCUGAAUAUGAUGGCUCAUUCUUGGCCUCCAAUCACGGCGUCGUCGUCGUUACGAUGAACUACCGAACAAAUGUGUUCGGCUUUCCUGCCUCACCCGAAAUCCCUCCCGAUCAACGCAAUCUCGGAUUUAUGGACCAACGCAAAGCAUUGGAAUGGGUCAACCGGAACAUCGGAGCUUUUGGUGGAGAUCCAUCCAAAGUGACCAUAUUUGGCGAAUCCUUAGGUGGGUAUUCCGUGAAGCAGUUGCUAAUCAACCCUCCUCAGCCCUUGCCGUUCCGAGCUGCCAUUACUCGGAGCCAGGCAUUUGGGCCUUCUGGCGACGAAGAGGCAUCAUGGGCGACUUUGGUAAAGGAGCUAAAAUGCAACACCACUACAGCAGCACAUCAACACGCCUGCGUCGCCAAUGCGCCAGCUGAAGCCAUCAGAGACGUCCUAGACCAUAAGGGGCUUGGCUUUACUCCGGUCGUUGACAACAUCACUAACGGUCCUUUCUUCAAUGAUGCUUUCUACCAAGGGUCAAUCGCUGGAGUGCCUGUUCUCAUUGGGACGAACGCGGACGAAGGCACAGUGUUAACGUCCGUAAUGCCGCCCCCGGAACAGAUGCUUAGCGGCAUUUUUGGCAAUGACACUGGCUCUAAAGAGCUCGCGCGAUCAUAUUACUCCUCAAAUGCAACAAUGGCAGAGCUCGAAUCACGUAUUCUUACCGAUUAUUCCUAUACCUGUACCACCUCCGCCAUCGCCGAAUUGAUUGCUCAUGGGCAUCAGAGCGUAUGGCGAUAUUUUUAUAACGCGAGCUUUCCAAACAAUGAGCCAUUCAGAGAGGUUGGGGCAUGGCAUACUUCGGAAAUACCACUCGUUUUCGGUACUUACCGAGUGGAUAACGAAACCACAGCUUCGCAAGUCAAGCUCAGCGAUUCUAUGCAGAGUGCUUGGGCGGAUUUUGCUAAGCAUCCAGAAGAUGGGCCCGGUUGGCCAAUGGUUGGAUCGCAAGAUAAAGACCUCCGGGUCUUCGAUACGACUCAUGCUGUUCGAGGUAGGACGAUUGAUAGGAACUCGGUAGAUACCGUCUGCACCUUCUAUGAUGCAUUUGUUCAACUCAAUGGCCUCUAG